AUGGUGAGAGUUUCAAGGAAAGAAUGGGCGAAGAAGAUUGAUGACGCUCUCUGUGCUUUCAAAACGGCAUUCAAAAUAUCCAUUGGGAUUCCACGUUAUCAACUUGUCUAUGGCAAGGCUUGUUACUUGCUAGUGGAACUGGAGCAUACAACAUAUUGGACAACAAAGUUUCUUAACUUUGAUACAAAGACUGUGGGAGAGAAGAGGUUGCUUCAACUAAAUGAGCUUGAUGAGUUUAGAGUGAAGGCUUAUAAAAAUGCUAAGCUUUACAAGAAGAAGACUAAAAUGUGGCAUGACAAGAGGAUCUCCACAAGAACAUUUGAUCCUAGACAAAUGGUGCUUCUUUUCAAUUCAAGGUUAAAGCUCUUCCUAGGAAAGUUGAAGUCUAGAUAG
Arachis ipaensis is the source of this 393-nucleotide messenger RNA. RefSeq lists its product as uncharacterized. NCBI's taxonomy places the organism in Eukaryota, Viridiplantae, Streptophyta, Magnoliopsida, Fabales, Fabaceae. The record is from RefSeq and is a predicted model, not a curated record.